Molecule: messenger RNA, 10347 nt
Organism: Phascolarctos cinereus (koala)
Lineage: Eukaryota; Metazoa; Chordata; Mammalia; Diprotodontia; Phascolarctidae
Source: RefSeq, a predicted model, not a curated record
CCAGUCCAGGACAGAAUGAUGGGCAACUCUCACCACAAGCAACUGAGGACUGAGAGGCAGAGCAGGAUGCAGCCAGCAACAGCUGCCUCCAACUUGGGUCUGGAGAAUAAGAAAACUGCUACCCACCCCAAGUCGUCAUGGCAACAGCCAGUGAAUGUGUUCCUCUCCUCCAGCCGGCCCCCAGGUGUGGAAGAGCUGCACCAGGAGGCUCAGCUUAAUCUCCAGAGCUUGCUGCAAGAAGAGUAUGAGGAACAGUACUCGGAGGCCAGGAUUUCUGGGCAGACCUUCCGUACUCCAGGCCCAGACGACCCCCUGGAGCCCACUAUCGGCUCAAGGCCACAGUCUGCCAAGCGCCUAGAGUUUGUGUUGAUGCCCACAAGUCGAAGAGGGAACGGAGACAAGACCACCACUCAGGGUGUGAGGCCCCCUGAGUCCUCUCUGAGCCUGCCCGCCUCUCCAGACAAGCCAAACGCCUGGAACAGACCCUUCCCUCUGCCCAUCCUGGAGGAGAAGAGGUGGCACCCAUCGUGUUCCACCCAAGGCAGCAUCGUGCCCAUCAACGUCUCUGGACAGCAGUUUGAUAAACAUGCCAGUUUGCGACAUUCCUUGUUUAACACAGAGACCGCAGUGAACCCCAAGUCCACCCUGAGGCGGCGACGGACCAUUAUUGGCUUCCCUCACCUCUCCUUGAGAGACCCAGGUCGAAGCAACGGGCAAGUACACUGUGCCACUAAAGAGUCCGUGUCCUGGAACACAGCUCCAGAAGUGGCCAGUGGAAGGGGGCUGGCCAGCCACGAAGCAUGUUCCCCAAAGCUGAUUUCCCCAGCCCUGAGAAAGACGCCCAGUGACCUAGGAGAGUCGCGCCCAGCAUUGAGUGGCCCAGCUUCACUCAGCAUGGAGGGCAUGGGGAUGGUGUAUAGCGUUCCCUCUUCCUGCAAUGGACCGAAGGAUUCGACAUUCUCUCCUCCAUGGAAAGGAAGCUGCUUUAAUUACAUGAGCCCAACUAGUCCUGCCCCUGGAGAGAGCAGUCAGGUCAAAGAAAAUGGGAAAUCUCCUUCUACAUGCAAUUCUCAGGGCUCUUCAAAUGUCCUCAGCCCUGGGAACUUGGAAGGGACUGGCUCUGUUUUGGUUGUUCAGGAUGACCGGGCAGGGAGCAGUGCAUCCACUUGCUGCCUGGCCCCCACUCCAAGAAGCCAAGAGCCAGAGAAAGACUGCAAAGGGGGUCCCCUUCCCAGCAGCAAACCAGGGGAAGGGGAGCCCUCAAGGCAAGAGUCAGACCCAAGUGCCUGUAGAUUCCGGGAGAGGUCACUGUCUGUGCCGACAGACUCGGGCUCUGUGUGCUCAGUGGAUGGGGGCUGUGGAGAGGACCAGCAGGGCAGUGAAACUGGCACCCUGGCCUACCCCAGUGCCAGCUCAGAAGGCAGUGCCAGUACGGACAAUGUUUCCUCUGUUGGAGCUGAGCCCAGACCAAGAAGGUCCAAGAGUAUCUCCCUCAAAAAGGCCAAAAAGAAGCCUUUGCCACCAAUGCGCAGCGUCUCCCUGGUCAAAGAUGAGGCUGUCCUUCAGCCAGAAGCUGGGCCCAGCUUGCCCAAGGACCAGAGGCCUAGAAGCCUUUGCCUCCCCCUUGAACACCAGGGACAUCAGUUUUCCUCCACAGAUGCUCAGGGCCACCCGGCUGUGCCUAGUCUAAGGGAGACAGAAGGCACACACUUCUCCCACCACUGGUGUCUCACUGACUGGAAGUCUGGCGACCCCUACCGGUCCCUGUCCAGCUCAAGCACUGCCACUGGAACCACGGUGAUUGAGUGUGUGCAAGUGCGGGGCAGCUCAGAGUCUCUGGCUUCUCCUUCCACCUCGAGGGCCACCACGCCUUCCCAGCUUUCCACUGAGGCAGAGGCCCGGGAGGUGUCAUCCCCAGGGAGGCCAACAGGACUGAUGUCACCUUCCAGUGGGUACUCGAGUCAGUCUGAAACACCAACACCCACCGUUCCUAUCACCUCCAUGAUGCUAGGUCAUUUACCUCACACGAGCAACAGUGGACGAGUACGGCCAGUGGUCCCGGAGAGGAAGUCAUCCUUGCCACCAACAUCACAGGAGAAGAGCCCCAAGUCCCAGCUGUCAUUUGACCUACCACUGACCCCUCCAGCGCACCUGGAUACUUUGGGGAUGAAGAUCUCCCUCCGGGGCAAAGCCAAGGUGAGCUGGCAUCACUCGGACUCAACCUUUGGAGCAAAGUUGGCCCAGAAGACCAGCCCCAACCAGCCGAUCAUGCCUGUGGUCACCCAGUCUGACCUGCGCUCUGUUCGAUUGCGGUCAAUCAGCAAAUCAGAGCCAGAAGAUGAUGUUGAGAGCCCAGAUCCAGCUGAAGAGCCUGGGCUGGAAGUCUUCACCCUGCCAGAGAGAAAGGUAAAGCCUCCAGUGGCUGAAAAGCCUCCAGUGGCCAAAAGGCCCCAGAACCUGGUUCCCAAGGAGCCCCUACCAGCUUCCUCCACCUUGCUCCUGACUCCUGAGAAUACAACCAGCCAGACAAGGCCCUCUCCUCAGGAUAUCUACAUGGUCAUGCGGAAACCAAAAGCUCUCAGAACCCCGAAUGGCCAGAGCCCAGUGGCAGAGACCCUGGAAGAGGAGCGCCCUAAGAUGAGUUCCCUGCCCAAGAGGGGAGGGGAGGUGGAGCGAAGGAGAAGCAAGGUCCCCCCUCCAGUGCCGAAGAAGCCUAGUGUGCUGCCUAAAUGCACACUGCACCUGGCACAGCCGGAGGCCCAUGCAGGGGAGCCAAAGCUGGCUCCUAGUCCUGUCAUCACCCUGGAGGAAGAUGCCAACUCUCAGCUGUGGUCCCCAAAGACCAAGGAAGAGCUCUUUAAGCCACCAGCUGCCAGUGGAAUUGAGGCGAGCCUUGCAGGAAGUUUCACUGAAGAAAAGCAUUUUGCAAGUGACAAGACAGCAGAAUCCAUAGCAGAAGAAGAUGACGAUGUCUUUGUGACGUCUCGCACGACUGCAGACUUAUUUACGGUCAUACACAGGUCUAAAAGGAAGCUGCUUGGCUGGAAGGAGCCUGGUGAGGCCUUUGCCAGCGGCAGACUGAGUUCCCAUUCUUCAUCCAAGAACCCAGCUGGCUCACCAACCAGUGAGGCGGCUGCCACCGGCAGUUGCUGCGGCAGCAGCAGCAGCAGCAGCAGCAGAACCACCAGCAGAAAUGAAGACUUCAAGGCUCUGCUCCAGAAGAAAGGGAGUAAGAGUAGCCUGGGCUCCCGGCCGUCAGCAGCAGAGCUGCUCAAGACCACCAAUCCCCUGGCUCGCAGAGUUGUUACGGAGUUUGCCGGGGACCAAGACAGCACCAUCAUGCCUGGUACCUAAGCACCUCCACAAUGGCUUUGGGGAAGGGAAGCUGGGGAAGACUUGUGAAAAGCAACCAUGAGAAAGAUCAGAAUGGCAGACAAUACACUGAUGGUGAUAGAACAUUAACUGAGAACCUGGACUGUCUGGACUUCGGGGGGAACGUCUCCAGUCUUCUUCAUCUUGAGCUCAAACUAGCAAGAAUUUCAAUGAACUUCCAACAUUUCAGGUCUGAUUCUUGCAGUUCUGUCAUUGCUGGCCACUGGUGAUCCCCCUAGUGUUUCUGUCUUUUGACCAAGGGCACAGGCCCCAUGUUGGAAAUUCAUGGAUGGCCCAAGUUAGCUCCUCUCCCACUAUCCUCAUUUCUUGUCAUGGAGCUAAUUUGGUGGAAGGCCACACAGAUGAGGCCUACCAGGCUGGCCGUGAGUGGUAGGUAGUGAGGCUCACCUCUUUAGCGUGGAGAUGCCAGAAGGACUUUUUGGCCACCGCGUGAAUUCUCCCCAAUAGAGUUAGUGGGUUCAAUCAUGCAAAAUGUGGAUGUUGUUAUCCUUUCCUUUAAUGUCCUAUCUUUUUCGGAUUGCUUUUCUAUACGGAGAUCAGGGUGAUCAGUGCAAACAAAUCUCUAUAUUUUGGUUUGGGCUAAGACAGCCAAAUAGGGUCAGUUCCAUUUGGGUCGCUUAGGAAGUACCAAGCUUGUCCAAAGUGGCAAUCAUUGGUUCAUUCAGAGCACCUCUCUGGGCUGGCUCUCUCCCAUUUCAAAUGUUCGUCCCCAGUGAUAGCAAGGGACAGCAAGGGUCUGUGCCGAAAUCCAGUGAGCACACUGGAAGUCCCUGCCAAUGCUGCAUCCACUUUCAUUUAUACAAAAUUAAAAGAAUAGAGGUGGAAGGAUACCAGUCUAAGUGAGGAUCAGAAAUCCAUUCAACUUGCCCAACACAAUCCAGUUCCUAUUGUAAUAUUUUUAAAAAAGCUCGGGGUGGGGGGAAACUAGGGAGAGGGAUAGUAAAACAACAUAAUGCCAAUCUAAGGGGAGCAUUCCUAUUUUAGUCAAGUAGUUUUGCUAAUUAAGUAUUAUGCUCUCUUGUUUCCAUACUGCUAAGGGACUACAGGUACUGUCAGCACCCUGGAGAUUCUGGCAUCCUAGCACAAAGCUCCAGCUGACUUGCCCUAGUUAUGACCAGAUCUGGUUCUGGUUGGUGAUGACUAAUAGUGAAAUGGUGAAAGGGCAGUUAGGCAUGUAGCUAGGGAAGAAACAAGAAGAUGAGGGCAAGAAGCAUCAGCUGGACAACAAUCUAGAUCAAGGGUAUAUCACCUUCCCCAUGGAAAACUGUUCAACAAAAGUACUCUGAGUCCUAAAUGGCUUCCUGGAAGUUGCAGCCUUCCUGCUAUUCCAUGGCAGAUGACCAGGCCACAACAGUUGUCUGAUGGGAUCCCAUGUGGUAACGGAACAGCUCCCACUGGAUCCCACACCUAUGGGGCCUCACUUGCCACCAAGAGUACUGUGCUGUCACCAAAGGAAAGCCAAGCCUCCUCCCCCAUGGAGGCCCUCACCGUCCCCCUGUUCUAGGGAGAUGCCAGGCCUGCCUACCUUCACUCCAGACAAGGGGGAGGGAGCAGAAUCAAUUCUGGAAGACAGAGGGCUGGCUUGGUAGAUGAGGGUGCCCUCCACAUAGCAGGCACAUGACACAGCUAUCUGUGGCCCGUGAUUCCUGACCCAGUACAGAGUACCCAUCUGAGUAGCUGUGUGAGGCCUCUGACCUAGGCAAAGGACUCUCCCUUCCCCCCAGUCUCUCUCCAGUGACGCUUGUUUAGCCAUUAGUAAUUGGAGAAAACUACCUGUGGAUUGGGCCAAUUUACCAUGGCUUCCCUCUUUGUGCAGCCCCAAGCUCAAACCCUGUCACUGCCUGUGUCCUUGCCCCAACUUGUGGGUACUCAAGGAACACAAAUGUGCUCCAGUGUCCUUGGAGCCAACAUUUCCUCCAACAUUCUGGGCUAGGAGUCAGGGAGCCUGGCUUAGAAUGCUGCUUCUUCCUCAUGCGAGGCCUUCUCCUCCUCUGCUUGAGUUAACUCCACGCUGAUGCCCUCUUCCAUUAUUAGGAACAGUCACUGCAACACCUCCCAUUUCUUUGGGGAUUGGACCUUGCAUCCAUUAUCUCAUUAGAUAACCCUCAUAGCACCCCUGAGAGGUACGUUAAUGCAAGUAGGAUUACCCCCUCCCCCCAUUUUAUAGAGGAGGAAAUCAGAGAGGAUCAGACAGGUGCAGCAGCUAAUUAGUGGUAGAGCCGGGGCCUACACCAAGGUCUUUUGCCUCAUGCAAAGAAUCAGAACUAGUAGAGGGUGACCCCGGUAUGUCUACAUCUCGGGGAGCAGUUGGGCCAUGCUUCCUCUCCUUGGUGACUGCUGUUCGUGAAUCUUGUGUAGUGGUCCUCUCCAGGUCCCACUGCCCUAUGGUGGGGUCACUGUCCUCAGGGGACCGCCACCAUGUCACACUUCCCUCAGGGCCUGCCCUUCCCCCACCAGAGGCCCAGGGGGUGCAGAGGCUCAACUCCUACUCUGCCAGAGGUACUCCAGUCAUGGAUGGACUGUACAGCGCAUUGACCACCAUGCCCACCUUCAACCCUGCUCAACUGACUUUGUCUUCAUUACUUCUCUGCUCAUGUACCAUAUUCCUUCUGCCCCAAAGACUUUUUUUUCCCUGUGGUUUGAACAAAAGUUUUGAGCGUCAACACGUUCAGGGAAGCAUUUAUGUGUACCCAACUGUUUAUGGCCUUGUACUACAUUGUGGAAAUACCUGUACAAGCUUGUAUGCUAAGCCAGUGUCGCUAUGAUUGUACCCAUUGUUCUAAGUCUAUUUGUACACCCCUCCCCCCUUAUAAACUAACUAGUCAAUGGAAAGACUUGCUCACAGUCAAUGGGCAGGGCGCUUGCCCUCCAAUUUCCUUCUGCUGUUGGAUGUGCUCAAAUUUGCACAGCUAGGUAGGAUCUGCCCUCCCCUCAAACGCUGGGUUUGGCAUGUGGAGACUUGGCUUCAGUCCCAGGUCUGUGCCUGAGGCUACCUGUGUGACCUUGGACCAACCCUGUCCCUUCUCAGGACCUAAGUUCCCUCCUCUGGCCAUUCUCCUCCAUUUUAACACUAGUGAUGGAUCACGCAUUCUCUGGGCAGCAAGGGCUUCUGGUCCUGGUUCCCAGUUUGUUGCCUAUGUUUCUGUGUUAGUGAACCCUCAAUCUUAUCACGAAAUGUUAUUUGAUUCAUUAAGAGCAAUGGUCCAGUCAGCUAUCCUAACAGGUAAGACGAAUACAAGCCAAUUUGAUAAAUGUGCAUUAUGUGCUAGGUACUGGAGAUAGAAAGACAAAAGUAAAACUACAGAUCCUGACCUCAUGGAGUUUCCAUUCCAUUGGCCAGGGCCCACCAGUAUGGUGUAGGGAAGAGAGGCCCAGCUUGGGAGUCUAAGGGCCUGGCUUCAAAUCCUGCCUCCUCAUCUAGCCAAUGAGGGGAUCAGACUAGAUGGGCCUCUCUGAACUCCAGGAUUCUGUGAAUCUUAAGAAGCUCUGUUCGAUUCAGCACAUAUUUAGUGCACCUGCUUUUGUCCAGGCAUGAGCUAAGCCAAAGUAGCUGGAAUCUGGGAAAGGCCCAGGGUCCUGUUUGCCUGGUUCUCCCCUCAACUUCUUCCCCUUUCCCAAGAUGCUCAGUACCCUCAUGGUCUCCCCCUUCCUCUUUAUCAAAACCUGCUGUGGAGGAAGGAUGAGCAGGGGGACCUCCUCUACUGGUCAAUGUCAUGUCCAUCCAGGAAUUCCCAAAAGCCAGGGAGCAAGUGUCACUCUGUUAAUCUUGUAUCACUGAUGUGCAAAGAAGAUCAUUCUCCAUUGGAUUCAGAUGACAGGGGCAUUUAAAAAGUUUGUGAAAGUCCCAGGCAGGGAAGGCGCAAUUGUCCCACCGCUGUCCAUGUCUCUUAGGGGUGGCUGUCCAUUGUGCCUGACAGAAGCACCAAGCUCUUCUUUCCCCACAUCCUUUGGGGUUGUCAUCAGAGUGUUUGCAUUCAUUUCUUCCUUUCACGUUGUCUUCAAGUUGAUGGGCAAAGGAGCCCACCUCCAAGCCCCAGCCUCCUCCCUACCUUUGACUGUAUGUGGUGAGAUGCUGCUGGGAAAGGAAUUUUGUCUCAGAGACAAGGACAGUCUUGGCAAAAGUUUGGCCAAACGUGCAUUUGAACACCAAAAUCAACAAGACAUCAAAAGGUUUGCCAAAGAGUGUGUGUGUGUGUGUGUGUGUGUGUGUGUGUGUGUGUGUGUGUGUAUGGGGUAUGGGUGUGUGGGUGUGUGGGUGAUUUUUACCUUAUUUUAUUUUUGAGGAACAAGGUAAAUGGUGCCAGCAGCGAUCAGGGAGCUUGUGAUAAAUUCCAAGUAGACAGAAGCUUCCUGGGGCCAGGCACAAUCAAAGUGACCAUGAGAUGAUCAGUGUAAGUACAGUGCAGAUGGCAAUCUCUCUGUGCCUCAUUAGACCCAGGUGGUCUUUUGUGAGUUGCUGAGACCAAAAAACUCCAUUUCCCUCCCCCACCUCCAGCCAGCUUUUUGCUGCCAAAUCUCUCCACGCUUAGCUAUGCUGGCCAUCUACAAUGGAUACAUAGGCUAUAGUCAGGCCUAGACCAGAGCCUUUUCCAGCUUGUUUGGCCCUCCCAGAAUCUGGGUCCCACUAGUACUGCCUUCAAGAACCCAGGAGCAGCUGCAAACCACCAUAAGGCUUCAGCAGAGGACUUUAGCACAUACAAGGUCUAGAAUGUGCAUACUACAUCCCUCCAGUGGAUCAAUGACCUCACAGAUGUGGGUCCUCACUCUAACACUGUAGAUCACAACCCCUCCCAGCCUGCCCAUCCUGUGCAAUGCUUAUCCACGUCCUCCCAUUAAGUUCACUUACAAGAGGUCCAUUCAACAUGCUAGGGGCCUUCCUCAAGUUCUAUGGCCGUUGUGAGGAUACAGUGGAGUGCUCAUUAGCACCCAUGGAAUACAUGAGACAUUGAAAACCAAGGUUAAAAAGUAUGAGCUCCUGAUCAACGAUUCUUGUAAAUACCAUUUACAAAAUAUGAGCACGAUGCUGCUGAAUGACUUCAGAGAGCAAGGCAAUGCUUUAUUCAUUAGGCUACUGGGCUUGUAGCUGAUUCAGUGCACAAAUAGGGUGCCCCAGGGUGAAUAUAAGGGAAUCCUGUGGUUAAUCAGUUUUUCUGGGCAGCAGCCCAUUUCUCUGCUAGCAUGAGGAGUGGAUAAGGGUGAAGAUGGAGGUGGAACACCAACAUGGCUGAAAGCAGAGAAGGCGGAAUUCCAAUGACUCCCAAUAUCCCUUCUUCAGGGUUUAAGUGUUAAGGUACUUGCAGCUUACAGACUUUAAGCUUCAUUGCAUUCCAAUUGGGUUGAGAUUAUUUCCAGAUACCCAAGACAGGAAGGCUGUUUUAGCUAGAUUUUACUUUGAUUAAUUCUUGAUUUGCAGCAGAAGCUUUCUUUACACAACGCUCUGAUGUCAGCCAAAUGAUAGCUCCCUCAGACCUUUGCACUUCCCUCUGUGACUGUGAUCAUGAUAACCAGACAGUUGUAAAUCAUGCAGAAGCAUAACUAGGGCAGGGCAACUAGGUCCUUGCCCUAGGGAAUGGAGAUUUAGAGACUGCUGAUCUGAAGCUUAGAAAACAAUGAAUUUACCAUCUCUUCAUCAGAAUUGUCAGGUAAGAUAGGAAGCUAUUCGAUGGCAUACUUCCUCUCAGUAAUUGUAUUCCAAGUGAGUUUCCUCCUCCUUGGGCCAGCGCUUUGCUGGUGUCUUUGCUCCCAUCCCUCCAUGAAUGGUUCUAGAACUGUCAUAUGAGAACCAGCUGAAGGAAUUGGGCACUUGAGCCCAGAUGGGACAUGGUCACUGCCAUCCCAUUUCUGUAGAGGCAGGAGGAGAUGCAUUUGGUUUAGCUCCACAGGGCAGAAUGAGGAGUAGUGAGUAAAAGUAGUAGCAGGUUGCAACUUUGCCCAGUAUAAAGAAGGACUUCCUGGAGUAGUGAGUUCUUAGCUUCUGGACAGGCUCAAACAGAAGUUGUGGGAACAUCUGUCAGAAAUGUCAUUUUGGGUCUAGGAUACUGGCUCUACCUUUAGCUGUCACUUUGGUUGUCAUCAUGGCUAAGUCCCAAGCCAUCUAUCAAUUGCCCCAGAGCCCAGAUAGUAUUAUUUCUGAUAUUAAGUCAAGCAGAUUGGACCACACAGAUACAUGUCAUCUGACGGAUUGCCCUGUGAUCAGCUGGCAAAUUGUCAGUUCCACCAAUCAAGCAUGUUGGCUUUGUGUUGCUACAUCAAAAGUACUCCAGCGUAGGAGAAGAAAACAUCUGUUUACAAUGCCAAAGAUCAUAGAGCUGAAUGGGAACUCCUUGUCUCAAAGAUGAGGAAACUGAGGUCAAACAACUUUCCAGGCUCAUAUGGUGACUCUCCUUUUAUUGGGGUCAGCUUGUUUGGCAGGGAAAAUUUUCUCAUUCUUAUCUUCAUUUGGAGUCCUAAUCCUUGGGGGCAACAGGCAAAAGUGCAUUUGAUUGCAACUUUCUGCCUCAGUUAAAGCAAUCUUCAAAUGGUCACAUUCAACAGUAACCUUGGUUUCAGUUCCACAACUCGAUAAACAUGUAAGAACUUGCUCUGGGUCAGGUACCAAGCUAGGCCCUGGGCUACAAAGCCCCAAAGGAAAUGAUCCUUGCCCUCAAGGAUCUUCCAUGCUAUUCGGCUGAGUCGUGCCAGUUGCCACCUCAAAAUUCUCGGUAACACCCGCCUUUACUGGCUGGGACUUUGCCCCACUUUGGAGAUUGGACUUCAUUUUGCUCCCUCUGCUUUUCAGUCUCUAAGUCCAUCAAAUAUCAGGCAUGCAGCGUGCUCACUGUACUUGUCAUCCCAAACUAAUAUUGAUCACGUGGUAGUGAAUGUAAGCCAUUUGUGUUUCCUGAUCAAUUUUACAUUAUAAAUUGUCUAAUCAUGUUUCCUCUGGCUGAUAGUAAAAGUAUUCUUCUCUUUUCA